GCGCGACGACAGUGUGUCUGCACCAAAGCUCUUUGGUCACCACGUUGGUCUGCGCCAUGGAUUUGACCGGGGACCGGCCCGGCCUCGCAACCGACACCGACACCGCCAGUCGCGGCGACAUCAUCAAUAACUACGAGAAAUGGAAAAAGAAAUAUCAAAGGCGAAAAGCGAGGAAGAAGGUGCUGAGGAAGCAGCGGAAGCCGGAGUGGCUGUUGGAGAGGGAGCAGAUCGCCAGGAUGGUCGAGCGCUACCCGCAGAUAAAUUCCAAGGAGAUAUUGCAGUUUUCAGAUUUUCCUGUGUCGAAAAGAACCAUUAAAGGCUUGAUGGAUGCUGAAUAUCGCCUGCCGACUGAAAUACAGAAACAGACAAUUGGUCUCGCCUUGCAAGGCAAAGAUGUACUUGGUGCUGCAAAAACUGGAUCUGGAAAGACACUGGCAUUUCUUAUUCCUGUACUGGAAUGUCUUUAUCGUCAGCAGUGGACAUCAGAUGAUGGACUGGGUGCUCUCAUUAUAUCACCCACCAGAGAAUUGGCGUAUCAGACUUUUGAAGUCCUGCGGAAAAUGGGGAAAAACCAUGAAUUUUCAGCUGGACUCAUAAUCGGAGGGAAGGAUUUGGAAGGAGAAUCGGUGAGGAUUCAUCAAACUAAUAUAGUGAUCUGUACACCUGGGCGCCUUCUGCAACAUAUGGACGAGACAACUCAUUUCCAUGCUUCCAACCUUCAGAUUCUUGUGUUGGAUGAAGCUGAUAGAAUUUUGGACAUGGGUUUUUCUGAGACCAUGAAUGCUAUUGUUGAAAAUCUGCCCAAGAAACAUCAGACAUUGCUUUUCUCUGCAACCCAAACUAAAUCUGUGAAGGAUUUGGCACGACUUAGUCUGAAAGACCCAGAAUAUGUUUGGGUGCAUGAAAACGCUAAAUUCAGCACCCCUGGAACACUGGAACAAAAUUAUGUGGUUUGUGAGUUACACCAAAAAAUCAACAUGUUGUAUUCAUUUGUGAAGAAUCAUCUAAGCAAGAAGACAAUCGUCUUUUUUUCUACCUGUAAAGAAGUCCAGUAUUUGUUCCGUGUAUUUUGCCGUCUCCGUCCAGGACUGCCAAUCCUAGCGCUUUAUGGCAAGCAACAACAGAUGAAACGAGUUGAUGUCUACAAUGACUUUUGCCAAAAAAAGGCGGCCGUACUGUUUGCAACAGACAUCGCUGCCCGAGGGCUCGAUUUCCCUGCUGUGAACUGGGUUCUUCAAUUGGAUUGUCCAGAGGAUGCUAAUACUUACAUCCAUAGAGCUGGGAGAACUGCCAGGUACAAAGAAGGUGGUGAAGCAUUGCUUGUUUUACUUCCAACUGAAGAAAAGGCCAUGGUGAAGCAACUGGAAGAGAAAAAAGUCCCCAUCAACAAAAUAAAAAUCAAUCCAGCAAAACUGACCAAUAUACAGUCAAAGCUGGAAGCCUUUUUAGCUCAAGAACAGGAGCUGAAAGAAAGAGCCCAACGAUGUUUUGUGUCCUAUGUGCGGUCAGUCUACCUGAUGAGGAACAAAGAUGUUUUUGAUGCUUUCACAAUAACAUUGAAGGAAUAUGCUUUCUCCCUGGGUCUUGCUGUUCCUCCUCGAAUUAGAUUUCUUCAGAGAGCACAAAAAGAAAGAGAAAUGCCUUCUAUAAACAGUAUAGUACAAGAUAAUGAGUCAGCAGUUAUGAAUGAUAUUGCAACAGAAAGCUCACACGAAGAAGCUGAUGAGGAAUUGGAAGACUUUAAGGCUCAAUUUCGGGAACACACUUCUGAACAAGAGGCCCCAAAGAAAUCCAAAGAUAAAAUAACAGCCAAGAAAAAUGUAUGUUGCGUGGAUGAAAAUUCCAUUGGCCAUAAUAAUCCAAGAGAUGAUGUGGAGAGUAAAGUAGCAGCCACAUUCCAGUGCAUUGAUGAUGAUGCUUUUGAUGACAAUGAUGAUCGUGAUCUUCUUAUCGUGAAGCGAAGGAAUAUUUUUGGCUUUGAACCUGGAGAAGAAACAGUACCUGAAAUAGAAAAAUUGAAGAAAACGACAACAAAACAAACAAAAGUCAAAGAAGCAAAAAAAGUCUUGAAGAAAAAAUUUCAAGUGAAUACAAAAAUCACUUUUGAUGAAGAAGGGGAGAUGGUUCAGCAGUGGCCACCCGUGCAAAAAAGUCAAGUGGACAAUGAUGCAGCUGAUGACACAGGAGGAAUAAAUAUGGAGAAAGCAAAAGAGAGGCUACGUAAAGAGGAUAAGCAUGACAAGGAAGAAUACAGACAAAAAAUAAAAGAAAAACAUAGGAUAAAGAGGCUUAAGGAGAAAGCAGCAAGAAAGGCCACAAGAAAGAAGAAUCAAUCUGAAGAGGAAGCUGUUGCUUACCUGGAACAGAGUGAUGGGGAAGAAAGUUUUGAUCCAUCUGAUCUUCCUGAUCCUGAUAAAUACAGAGAUUCUGAGGAGAAUGAUGACAGUGGUGCGUCGGAAUCCGAAGAAAAUUGCAGCAAAUCAGCUGAAAGAAAAUUCAAAAGGAAGAAAAAUGACAGCAGCAGGGGCCUUGACGAAUGUGAUGAGAUGACAGCGAUUCGGACGAAGAGAAUGAAGCCUGAAAUUGAUUCUGAUGAGCAUAGGCCACUGGACACUGGCCUCUCUCUUGCAGAAGAUGAAGAGCUCGUACUUCAUCUGUUGAACAGCAGAAACUAAUUGCAAUCCCCAGGCGGUUUUCUGGGUCAGUCCUUUUAUUGUGCUGGCCACGUUCAUGCAGUUGCAAUCAAACAAGAGCAGGUGGGCCUUGUCUGACAGUGAUUAAUGCUUUCUGAGUGGGUUGCUGCAGAUCUGUAGAUGUCUGCCAAAACGCUGUCUACUCUAGAGCGGUAGUGAAAAAUCUUGUACUCUACAGAAGACAACAAAUGUUUGGUUUAUUAGAACGCUUUUCUCAUCAGAAUGUCAGAUUUAUAUAAUUGACAUUCUCUUAUGCAUUUUAACAGCAAGUAGCCAAUUGGCAGAUUCCUAUAUGAAGAUCAUUUGAGAAAAUUAAGUCAAUCAGAGCAUACAUUUUAUAGAUAAGCUUUCAAUCGGUUUUCAUACAGUAAUGAAACGUGUAGAUACUGAUAUUAUCUUGCAGUUGGAAACUGUAAAACACUGGACGGGCAAAUUGCUCAGAUUAAAACAUGCUUAUUAAAUUUCAAAUGUUGGUUUUUUAGACUAUUUGCGAUGAAAAUAUUUAAGAAAUCGUGUAUUUACAAUUGAGAGCUAUGUAUUUUUCCUCCUCGAUUUAUAUCUGAACCCUGAUGAUAUAUCAGCCUCUUCCAAGUGAUAUUUUGUUUUAUUCCAUUUGUUCUCUUCUCCUGAAACAUGACAAAUAAAAUGAACACUUGUUUCCGCAA
Molecule: messenger RNA, 3358 nt
Organism: Amblyraja radiata (thorny skate)
Lineage: Eukaryota; Metazoa; Chordata; Chondrichthyes; Rajiformes; Rajidae
Gene: ddx10
Product: DEAD (Asp-Glu-Ala-Asp) box polypeptide 10
Exons: 18
Coding region: 57-2675 (872 amino acids)
Molecular function (GO): nucleic acid binding; ATP binding; RNA helicase activity
Source: RefSeq, a predicted model, not a curated record